GUCAUUGUAAGAUAAUCAUGCUCUUUCGCUGAUUUUUCCUUUGAAAAAUGUAUCACCGUCUUUGCAGGGAGCCGACAAUACAAGAACUAUUCGCUCCACGCAUCAGAGAGCGCGACUCAAUAUCACCUGAUCAAGCACUCAUACACAUGAUUAAGGUGAUGAUGGGUACAGGAAUGUUAUCAUUGCCAUUAGCUUUCAAACACUCUGGACUUUGGCUUGGCUUAGUCCUUUUGGCUGGGAUCUGUUUGAUAUGCAUAUUUUGCACUCGGCAAUUGGUCUUCGCUCAACACUACAUUGGUUUUAUAAAGCUCCAACCGCGGUUAGAUUAUGCGAAUGUUAUGAGAUCAGCUGUAGAGCUAGGUCCACCAUGGAUCAGAGAUCAUGGAUAUUUCUGGAAGCAAGUGGUUAAUGUAAAUAUGUUUUUGGCACAAUUUGGAUUCUGUUGCGUGUAUUUCGUUUUUAUGGCUGACAACCUCAAGCAGUUUUUCGACCAAACAUCAAAUAUCCACAUUUCUCAAGCAGGAUGGAUUGCUCUGCUGCUUGUUCCACUCAUGGCAUUGUGCACGAUUCGCGAGCUGAAGGCCUUAGCUCCAUUAGCGGCGAUAGCCAAUGUGGUUUAUCUAAUUGCUGUGUGCAUCGUUCUUGAACAAUUGUUCCAAAUUGAAUGUCCAAGCUGGUCUUUACCGGCAGCUGCUGAUUGGUCUACACUUCCACUGUUUUUCGGCACUGUCAUGUUCGCAUUUGAAGGAGUAGCAGUGGUCCUUCCAAUAGAAAAUCAAAUGGAUGAGCCGCUUCAUUUCAUCACUAAUAAUGGAGUAUUGAACACUUCAUGUUUCCUCGUACUGAUACUGUACAUGACAGUAGGAUUUUUUGGAUACUUACGAUUUGGAAACGAUAUCAUGGACACAUUAACUUUGAAUUUGCCACAAACGAAUUUCUACCAGGUAAUAAAGUUGAUGUUCGUGGCUUGCAUUCUCGUCUCUUAUCCUCUGCAAUUUUACGUGCCACUGCAACGAAUUGAGAAGUGGAUAAAGCGCAAGGUAGCUGUAGAACGUCAGGAAAAACUCAUUUAUGGUGCGCGAAUGGCUGGUGUGAUCUGCACUUGCCUUGUUGCUGAGCUCAUUCCACACUUGGCGCUAUUCAUUUCCUUAGUCGGAUCCGUAGCAGGCACUUCACUAACGCUAGUGUUCCCUCCAAUGAUAGAACUGCUGUGUUAUUACUCAAAAGACUCUCUGACACCAUGGAUUUGGAUUCGGAACAUUUCCUUGAUGCUAUUUGCCGUAUUCGGAUUUGCUACUGGCACUUACGCUAGUGUAGUGCAGAUUGUUGAAGCAUUCGGUAAACCUGACGUCUGAAUCCAACUCAGGAAAAAAGCGAUACUUGCUGCUGUGCAAAAUGUGCAUACUGAAUACUUACAGUUGUGUAAUCUCUGUCUCUGUGUGAUAGCCUAGUCGUUGACAUAGAAAUUGUUAUGUUGUCUGUUUU
Cylicocyclus nassatus is the source of this 1485-nucleotide messenger RNA. The record is from the annotation of a GenBank genome assembly. NCBI's taxonomy places the organism in Eukaryota, Metazoa, Nematoda, Chromadorea, Rhabditida, Strongylidae.